AGGAGAGGAGGAGAGGAGAGGAGAGGAGAGGAGAGGAGAGGAGGAGAGGACAGGAGAGGACAGGAGAGGACAGGAGAGGAGAAGAGGAGAGGAGUUGGGCAUUGUUUCAUCCUCGCGUCCGGAAGGUUUCUGGAGUUGCUCUUUGGCUCUUCGGACCGAAUCCACUCCACGGAGACGCGAGGUCGAGUCUCUGGAGCUGAACCGAGUCGACCAGUGGGCGAUCACCCCCUCCUCUUCAUCUUCCUCCUGUUUCCCUUCUUUUGUUGUUGUUGUGGUGGUUCUUGGACUGGAGUAUGAAGGAGGAAACAAACACACGCUGAUAUGUCGCAUCUCUGAGGUGGACACUUCCGCACGGGUGAGGCCCGCUGACCCAAACAUCCCGCCACAUCCCUUUCAUCCCUCGCCCUAGCGCUCUUCUGUUCCCCCGUACGCCGCCUCUCCCCCUCAACGUCAGCCAUCAUGACGUCUACCAGCCGACUGUUGGGUUUGUCGGAGGUGGGCCUGAGGUGUGACCAGGAGAUCGAGCGGAGAUACGAGAUUGUGCCCUCAGUGGUUUGCUCUAUGUGCUGCCUCUUUGGAAUCAUCUACUGCUUCUUCGGCUAUCGAUGCUUCAAGGCAGUGCUGUUCCUCACGGGCCUGAUGUUUGGCUCGGUGGUCAUCUUCAUGCUGUGCUACAAGGAGAGGGUGAUGGACACUCAGCUGAGCGUCGAGGCCUCGGUCGGCAUCGGCCUGGGCAUCGGGACCCUGUGCGGCCUGGUGACCAUGCUGGUGCGCAGCGUGGGACUGUUUAUGGUGGGCCUGCUGCUCGGCCUGCUGGUUGGAGUGGCUUCGCUGGUGGUCAUGGAGGAGUUCUACCACCCCAGAACAGUCUGGGUUCCUCUGGGUAUCCUCCUGGGAUCUGGAACGUUAUUCGCUGUCCUCACUCUUCAGUGGCAGUGCUGCUUCGUCACCCUCUCCACCGCCACUUUUGGCUCCGCCGUCAUCACUGUCACCGUGGAUUACUUUAUAGAGCUGUUUGCCUUGGUACACUAUGUCUACGAGAGACUCCGGGUGGCACCUAAGAAGCCAGUGUGCUGGUUCACCUGGGUCAUCUUGGGAGUGUGGCCCGUCCUGACCCUCCUCGGUGUGCUCAUCCAAUGGAAAGUCACUGCAGAGGGAUUUUCUCACACAGAGGUGGUUCUGAGCCGACAGCAACGGAGGGUCCAGCUCAUGCGCAUCCGACAGCGUGAAGAGAGGCUCAAAAAGGAGAAGGAGAACAAGAAGAAGAAAAAGGGACAGAGCCAGAAGACCAGCCACAAGCAGAAGGCCCACGCCCACCACCACCACCACCACCACCACCACCAGCAAUAUCACCACCCAGCAGCGUCCCACCCGCAUCACCAAACGCAGAGCUCUCAGCCUCCUAAACUCCCUCCGCCUCAGACUGACCCCGGCUACCACCGCAGGGUCAAUCCUAAGAGACGCUUCGAUGGAGAUGUGCUGUCACAGAGCUACAUCAGGAAUUUCAGGGACAGGCAGACUGACAGACGGGCCUACUCCCACAGUCGAAUGAUGAGCCGCUCCCGGAUGGCCGAACUCGACUACGAUUGUGGCUCUCAAGUUCCCCUCACGGCCCAGAGCGGGCCCCCGGUUCGCAUAUGAGGCAGCCAAAUAUGCACAGGUCCACUCACACACAAUCGCACCAUCACAAUAAGGCGGCUUCAGAAACUCCUCGUCACAGAAAGGAAUAUACCACCUAACUUUACUGUGUCGACCUGAGCGGCUGCCUGAGCUUAGGGGAAGGGAUUAGUCCCACACUGGUUUCCUCCUCUCACACCUGUUAGACGUUGUUGAGUUUGGUCUUGUUUCGUUCCUUCUGAAUAUCAAGACAAACGGAGUAAGAACUGUUAAGAUAAAAACGGUGUCAUAUCGGCAUCUAAGGAGUCGGUGAUUCCAUUCAGAGCUCUCAGAGGAAAUCGACCGAUAACAUAAUAAGAAACACGGUUGACACUAUAACAGAGAGGCGGCUCUUCAUUACUUUCUCCUUUGUAAGGUCCAACAAUGUGUUCAUGGUGGAGUCAGCCCGUUGUGAUCACUGACAGCCUGCGAAUCCAGACUUGGCAGCACGAGUCUUGGCUUCAAAACGCAGAAAUGGGGCCAGCUGUAGGUGUGCAUGGCAUUGAGCAACCCACCCUGACGACAGUUUUUCUACGUCAUUCCUCCCAUGAACACUCCGUUUUCCGAGGAGAAUGUGCUGCAUCUCGUCACUUUCCUCGUGCCCUCAAUCGCCCACCGGACCUGAGCAGGAGACGCAUCGACACCCCCUCCCCCGCCCCUCUCCCCUCUUUCCACCGAAAUUCAAAGCUGGGCAAUUUGUCGACAUGUCUCCAAGUGCUCUCAUGUCCCCUUUUUAACUCCGAUCCCCGAAAAACAAUCUACAUUUAUAGAACUUAUCUUUUUAAAACGCUGUUAAGAAACAAGGACAAUUACCAGCUGUCUGAUACUGGUCGACCAGGAAUUUGACUGUUGACGUGAAAGGGGACAAUACGUGGCAGCGGAAAUGUGUGAGGGUGGACACAUGAGCCCUGUGGCAAGUGAUGGCAUGUACCAAAUGUUGGCCAGGGAGAGGGGGGGUUCAUGAUAAUGUAUGUAGAAAGGUACGCUCUUGAUAUUUUCACUCUUUUUCACCAAUCUACUGGUCCAGUCAAAAUGUGAUCCUUUUAGUUUGAUGGAGUUCAGUGAUGACAACGAGGAGGUUUAAAAUGCUGAUGAUCUACUGUGAAUGAUGAGACGCGGGGAGAGUCAAAAGAUGAGAGCAUCUGCAAACGGCGCCCUCUAAUGUUUACUCGUGGACCUUCACCGUUUCUGUGUGAACAUGUUUGUGUGUACAUGCAUACGUGCGUGUGCUUUUGAAUUCAGUUGUGCUCACAUCACAUGUCGACGCGGUGGACAUCCAGAGAGGUGAGAGAAUAUAAAUGUGGAAGAGAAGUAUUUUCAGUACAGCAGAAAUAUUUGUUUUUAUUAUUUGAAAACGUAUGCGUUACCAUUCCAACUGAGUUUAAAUGUUGCAGUGAAAAUACACUGAAUUCCUCAACAUUGGAAACAGAUUUGCGGUUUUUGGGGGUUUUCAUGUGUUUCUUUUUUCUUUUGCUGAAGUACUACUGAACACCGGGGGGGGGGUGUCUGGAUUGAGCCGCUUUGCAGUUCUUUGUGUGAUGAAGUUGGGACUGGAGGACUUUCACUUUAACCCAUUACUGCAUGAGAAUCCUUGUGUAACUGUCUCCGAUGUGUCAGUGUUUCCGUGUGUCACUGUUGUCAUGUAAAAGAAACUACUUUUGAUUGCCAGGUUAGUUUCCCUGGGUUCACAAAAACCCGUUCAAGAAUAAUUAAAAUGAAGUAAAGAAUUACGAAAGGGCGUCGAUCUGAAGUGUAAUGUGCUUCAAUAUUAACAGUAAAUUUACAUGGACAGUCCAACGUUAGAGAAUAUUUUAAAAGGACCAAAUCAUUUUGAGACCUUCUUCUUCUCUUAGUUUACGCUGUCCAGAGAAAGGGCUUUGAAAAGGCAUUUGAAUCAUUUCUGUCGCGACGUGUUAUGCUAAGACACCUUCUCUUCUACUGUAUCGGUGUUAUUUCAAUAAUGUUUCGCUGUAGUGGCUGUUCCGAGUGUUAUUUUGAGUUUUGCUCACAUUUCAGUCCUGUUUCGAAUCUCUGUUGUGGCUUCACUGUAGUGCAGUUGUGACACCAUCGCCGUCCUUACCUGGAAACAAAAUGUUAAUUCUAAACUUUGGCCCCUCCCCCACUUGUAAUUUGGGGACAAGGUGAAUAAUUAUUUUACUCUUCUUCUGUUGAUUAGCUUUUUUUUCUCCUAUUAUUAUCUGUGAUUGCUCUUCACUGCUGAAUAUAUGUCGGGAUAAUGCCUUGCAUUUCAUUGUAGAUAUUGACCUGUAAAUAGUUUUUAAAUGUACAAAUGUACGUUUUUGUUGUCAUGUUUUACACCAUGAUCGCUUAUGUUAUGUAAAUUAGCCAUCUGAUAAUUUUCUAACGGACUAGACUUGUUUUAUAUUGUGUCACUGCUGUAUGUCCAGUUGGUUUCAUUUUGCCGGGUGCACUUCACUCAUUCUUAUCCUGUCUGGUGAUUCAACAUGUGACGCUGAAAAUCAACAACCGCAAACUGAGCCUUGACUUUAUCAUCAGCAGUUAAUAAUAAUUCAAUAAUUGUGAUACUGCAACGUAUUUUCCUGCCACCCUGUUUAAAUUGUACACAUAGUUAUUAUUAUUAUUAUUAUUGUCAUUGUUAUUGCGCAUGACUUUAUAUGGACCUCAAAUAUGAUAAACAUUGUGAUUCCACAACCUAAUGG
Messenger RNA from Scophthalmus maximus (turbot), 4337 nucleotides. RefSeq names its product transmembrane protein 198a (gene tmem198aa). The coding region runs from base 460 to 1641 and encodes 393 amino acids. Gene Ontology annotation, cellular component: cytoplasmic vesicle; plasma membrane. The record is from RefSeq and is a predicted model, not a curated record. The transcript is spliced from 7 exons. Gene Ontology annotation, biological process: positive regulation of canonical Wnt signaling pathway. NCBI's taxonomy places the organism in Eukaryota, Metazoa, Chordata, Actinopteri, Pleuronectiformes, Scophthalmidae.